Messenger RNA from Colletes gigas, 843 nucleotides. RefSeq lists its product as uncharacterized. Lineage: Eukaryota; Metazoa; Arthropoda; Insecta; Hymenoptera; Colletidae. Bases 1 to 843 code for a protein of 280 amino acids. Gene Ontology annotation, cellular component: SCF ubiquitin ligase complex. Gene Ontology annotation, biological process: SCF-dependent proteasomal ubiquitin-dependent protein catabolic process; protein polyubiquitination. The record is from RefSeq and is a predicted model, not a curated record. Gene Ontology annotation, molecular function: protein binding. The transcript has 3 exons.
AUGGACGAGGUUGCGAUGAUUACCGGGGAACCCAUUAGGAAGCGCGCCAGAAUCGGUAACAAGUGGAACGCGUGGCCCAUAAAUCCGACAUCGUUUCCAAUCGCGGGAAUCGCUUCGUUACCAGUGGAAAUCAUCCUCGAAAUUCUUUCCUAUCUACCGUACAAGGAUUUAUGCGCCGUUAGACGCGUGUCGGUGUUCUUCGAGCGAGUCGUUCGCGAUCCCUUUCUAUGGCGAACUUACGAGGUGACGAACAAUGAACUGGAGACGGCGGAGGUGAUCAGGGAGCUGAAGAGGAUGCCGUUGUUGAGAACGUUCAGGAUAAACGUCAGAGCCGACUGCGACGAUAUUCUGCGGCAACUUUCGCUGACGAACAAAAGGCUCGAGGAAUUGCACAUUUCCAAUUGCACAGGCUCUACGUCAAAGUUGUAUCUACGCUCGGGCCAGCUUAUCCGCAUACUGGAGAGGUGCCGCAAUUUGCACACGAUCAAUAUACUCGGGAGCAGAUUCCGGGGACGGAAAUUCUAUCGACUGCUGGCCAAGAUAGGUCCGCGACUGAAAACCGUUAACACACUGGCGACCAGGUCGCAGUUCUGCACGUUCAUCGAGAACACACGACAGAUUACCGAACACGAUCGUCGGACGAUCUGCACGAGGUGCAUCGACGCCAAGAGCUGGGCGCCCUUCGACUACAUCCUGAUGAGGCAGCCUCAGCCCCAACACGGCCGCGGUGCAUCCAUGAUCCUGAUCAGCUACCUCAAGAUCGGCAUCCUGUUGAUCGACGCGGAUCGACCGACUGGCAAGCUCUCGAUCACCGAGACCACCGUCACUCGACCGAUCUAUUAA